AUGCCUGAGCAAACGGAGAUAGCCUCUUCAAUUCCUUUUGGAGCUGCGCCAGUUGGUAGCACGGACGGCGAUCCUUUGCCACGGGGCAGUAGAGAUGAAGCGCUGGAAGAAUGGGGAACUCAGGCAAAUGCCUCUGCAGUUCACCCCGUAGCCAAGCGCCCAUUCGGGCGGCUCAACUGGAAUUUACAACUGACACCCCUGCUCCUCGUGGCUGCCCUGACUGUGGCAUUUGUUCUUCUCCGUUGCUACCGUCAGCUCACUGUUCUAAACAGCCCUCGGAAAGGACCUCUGAGGUCGCUAGCUGAAGAGGAAGGUUCAGGGCGCGAGACGCUGUGCCAGAAAGCCGACUUGGCAAGUUUUCAGUCACCGGCAGGUGCCAGUGGUGACAAUGAAGCUGCGCUGCAACGACGAUGUGAAGAAGUAUUGCUAAGACUGACAAAAGUGACGAAAGAUUGCGCAUCUGUUGCUGUUUUGAUGCCGCCGGACUACUCGUUCACGGUAGUAUAUCUUUUCCUAGGAGCAUGCAUUCAAGAAGCUAGCGCCUUGUCUGAGUUGUUGAGAGGAAAUUUGGAUCAACGAAAGGUGGAGGUCCUUGAAGGAGCUAGAGAUGCAGCAAAGUAUGUGUUUCGCCUAUGUGGGCAACUGGUGGGACCGGGCAAGAGAACUCAUGCAUAUCACCUCAUCAAAUAUGCUGAAGAACUACGGGAUACCCCCCCAGAAAGUCCUCUGCUGCCGACUGCAGUGCGUAUACAGAUUAUAAAAGACCUUCUGAUGCUCCAGGAAACUGCUCUGGAACUUCUGGAAAAACUGCUUUCAUCCGUGUUCACUUCGUCUCAACCAAUUGACCGUCUUUCCACGGAAGCCGCACAUGAGAUUGUCGAAGAAUUGAAACGUAUCGUCUACACUCGGCGUCAGCAGUUGUUCACGAGCAAGCAUUUGAGCCACACUCUGCGAUGCCUUGAGGCGAAACGUACACGAGGAAGGUUAAUGCCUGGGCUGCAUAACGGGAACCAAGAUGAACCGCGCAGGCGGCCUCUCGACGAGCAACUUGACGACCUAAAGCACGGUAGACGUUGGGUUAAAACGCCUCUGCAGACACAAGGUGAAACAAAAGGUGCUUUUGAAGAUACCCCCCCAAAAAACGGGGGAUGCCCACCACAGCAAUGCCAGCCCCAAGGCAAGGGAAUGAAUACUCGUUCAGGCUUCCAUGCAAAGCGAAGGGGACCCCCACGGUCCGGGGUUCCUCCACGGUUUGCAAACAUUGGCGGCGGAGCCGGAUGGAGGCCGCCAGAAGAGCAGGCACAAGAGAGUGCGCUAACGACAGGAACAAGUCACACUCAGGAGGCAGAGCAGACGACGGGCAACCCCAGUCCUUCACAUAAACGUCUAAGUUACCCAGGAACUCAGGACAUGCCCAGCCAAGCCCUGGCCACCACCUCCCCUCCUGGUCCACCAUUGCCGACUCUGGGAAAAUCUCUUUCAGCAUUGUCGUUAAGCUCCCCGCCAAGCCAGGAUGGUCACCCCUCUUAUGGCCUUUUAACUUCUUCUGUGGCCACGAGCCCACAGCCACCUGAGCCAGCAGCAGAAGAAAAGUGGAAGGCACCAGGGUGGAGAGGGCAUGGUGCAACGCGCAGUGCCGCCCCCACUCCAGAAUCAUGGUCUCCGUGGUCUAACUCCUGGGCCCCCAACGUACUGUUUUGGCCUCAGCUUACCACUUCAGGUUCAACUUCCGCAACGACAGCAUCUGUUGGUCACAGCCAAGAGGGAGUUAGCUCAUCUCAGACCUCUCAACAACGUCUGCCUGACCCUCACUGA
Eimeria acervulina is the source of this 1815-nucleotide messenger RNA. RefSeq lists its product as hypothetical. Bases 1 to 1815 code for a protein of 604 amino acids. The transcript has a single exon. The record is from RefSeq and is a predicted model, not a curated record. NCBI's taxonomy places the organism in Eukaryota, Apicomplexa, Conoidasida, Eucoccidiorida, Eimeriidae.